Molecule: messenger RNA, 1101 nt
Organism: Hemibagrus wyckioides
Lineage: Eukaryota; Metazoa; Chordata; Actinopteri; Siluriformes; Bagridae
Gene: spring1
Product: SREBF pathway regulator in golgi 1
Exons: 5
Coding region: 9-608 (199 amino acids)
Biological process (GO): positive regulation of SREBP signaling pathway
Source: RefSeq, a predicted model, not a curated record
CCGGCUCCAUGGUGCUGCGCAGGCUGCUGAGGAGGCGCUGGGUCCUGGGGGUCGUAUUCGGCUUCUCCCUCAUUUACUUCCUCACCAGCACACUCAAGCAGGAGGAGCGAAGCAUGAGGGAUCGGACUCUGCUGGAGGCCCGGGAAUCUGACCAUCCCAUCGCCUGGAAGGUCAAGUUCAACCUGGGCAACAGCAGCAGGCAGAUCACCCAGUGCAGGAACUCCAUCCAGGGGAAAAGUCUCCUCACUGAUGAACUUGGUUAUGUGUGUGAGAGGAAGGACCUGCUGGUGAACGGCUGCUGUAAUGUGAACGCGCCACGCUCCGGUCAGUACAUGUGUAAGAGCUGUCUGCCCAACGGCUGCUGCAGCGUCUACGAGUACUGCGUGUCCUGCUGCCUCCAACCCGACAAGCAACCUCUCCUGGAGCACUUUUUGAACCGAGCCGCUGAGGGAUUUCGGAAUCUCUUCACCGCAGUAGAGGAUCACUUUGAGCUGUGUUUGGCGAAAUGCCGCACCUCCUCACAGAGCGUCCAGCAUGAAAACACGUACAGAAACCCCCAGGCCAAGUACUGUUACGGUGAAAGCCCCCCCGAGCUUCUGCCCAUCUGAUGGAGGAAAGUAUUUUUCAGAAAAAAACAAUACUACCUCUCUCCUCCUCCUCCUCCUCCUCCUCCUCCUCCUCUUCCUCCUCCACUCAAGUGUAUUUAACGGUCCGGAACCGACCGCAUCAGCAUGAAGACGUAAAGCAGCACCGGGGAUAAAUAAAUAAAAAGAAGGACCACAAGUAAUCGCUUCCAGAGAGCCUCAUCUGUUACCGUCAUCUACGUGAUAUUUUGGGUUCGUGCCACAGAAAUAGUUUCUAUGGCUGCUCGAUAUACAUUGCUUUAACAGGAAAUGCAUCACUGGACUGAUGUCAGAGGUUGAGGUCAGCCACAGAUGAGCGCAAUCUGUCUGGAAUAGCACGUGGGUGCGAACACUAUUGACCGGACAGGGAUCCAGGACGGAAUCCGUACGCGAUUCCGACACAGUGACCGCGUCUUGCAUGUUCAGUGCUGUGUAUUAAAUAGCCGGAUGUUAAUUUAAUAAAUGUCAUUUUUAACAA